Portunus trituberculatus (swimming crab) is the source of this 1931-nucleotide messenger RNA. Its product is annotated as potassium voltage-gated channel subfamily KQT member 1-like. NCBI's taxonomy places the organism in Eukaryota, Metazoa, Arthropoda, Malacostraca, Decapoda, Portunidae. The transcript has 12 exons. The record is from RefSeq and is a predicted model, not a curated record. Gene Ontology annotation, biological process: potassium ion transport; transmembrane transport. Gene Ontology annotation, molecular function: voltage-gated potassium channel activity. The coding region runs from base 1 to 1827 and encodes 608 amino acids. Gene Ontology annotation, cellular component: membrane.
AUGGGAGUGGGGAGUCUGAAAGUUCCUUCAAUUCUACUGGCUUUUAAUCUGAAUUCCUUAAAUCUCCGUCUGGUUUUCAAUGUUUGCCUCUUAAUUUCUUACCCUUCAGAUUUGAUUGUGGUGGUGGCGUCAGUGGUGGUUCUGUGUGUAGGAUCCAACGGCCAGGUGUUUGCCACGUCGGCCAUCCGAGGCAUUCGAUUCUUGCAGAUCUUGCGUAUGCUGCACGUGGACAGACAGGGCGGCACUUGGCGGCUGCUUGGGUCAGUCGUCUUCAUUCAUAGACAGGAACUGAUUACAACACUAUACAUUGGUUUCCUGGGCCUCAUCUUUUCAUCCUAUUUUGUGUAUUUGGCUGAAAAGAAAGAUGAGGAUGAUGAAGAUGGGGAUGGAGACUUUUCAAGCUAUGCUGAUGCCUUGUGGUGGGGUGUGAUAACAGUGACCACUAUAGGAUAUGGGGACACUGUGCCGAGGACAUGGAUGGGCAAGAUUGUGGCUUCAUGUUUCAGUGUUUUUGCCAUAUCAUUCUUUGCCUUGCCUGCUGGUAUUCUUGGCUCUGGCUUUGCUCUCAAAGUCCAACAGAAGCAGAGACAAAAACACUUCAACAGACAGAUUCCAGCUGCUGCCAUGUUGAUACAGUGUUUGUGGCGAUGUUAUGCUGCAGAUAAACACUUCAACUCUACAGCAACUUGGAAAAUACAUUUAAAAGACCCAAAUGCUAACAAUAAUGCUCAGUCUACCCCUUUGAGUAAGGAGAGUUCUCUGAAUACACCACUAAGCAAGAUGGCCAAAAGAGCAAGUGUUCUCCGAAGAAGAAAAUCUAAAAGCAAGAUGGAUGUGUCAUCAGGGAUUGAGGGCCCCAGUCGCAGGGACAGUGAGGGGGACAUGGUGUUCUACGUAGAAGAGCCCAGGGCAGAGGAGGUGGCGCGGCGGUGGUCGUCCAUGGCUCGCCUGAGGGGCAUGCUGGGGUGUGUAUCACCCAUCACAGAAAUCCCAGGGGCACCAUCAACUACCCAUCUAGGCAAUCCUGGGCGGGUCAGGGGAUUGUCUAGGUCUCGGAGCUACGAAUGCACAGCGGGAACCCCUAAUCGGAUAAGGAGAGAGGGAGGUCCACGAGGAUCAGCACUACAUAGCCAGGCUUCCUCUGUUACUGAGGUGGCCUCAGAUGAAAUUGACAUUGACAUGGAUGAGCCCCAGGGAUUUACCUCGUUGACUGAGGCUCAUCGCAAUGCCAUCAGGGCCAUCAGGAAGAUAAAAUAUUUUGUUGCUCGGAGAAAAUUCCAGCAAGCACGAAAGCCAUAUGAUGUGAGAGAUGUGAUUGAACAGUACAGUCAAGGACAUCUUAACAUGAUGGUCAGAAUAAAGGAACUCCAAAGAAGGUUGGACCAGACUUUAGGUAAACCAGGGAGCUACUUGAGUGGUAUGGAUAAAGCUGGAAAUGUGAAGCCAAUGACCAUUGGUGCAAGACUCUACCGUGUAGAACAACAGGCCAUGCAGUGCAUCCACGUUUCUUUGACACAUAAACUCCACACACCCUGCUGGCCAUUGUCAGAUCAAGUCACUGCAGGUUUGAGGUGGCAAAACCAAGGUAUGGCCAACACCCCAAAUACUCAGCUAGUCUGGUUCCACAAUAAUCAAUUUAUUCUUGUAAACACUUUUGAAAUCAAUAUACCAUUACAAAUGUUCAUCAACGUCAACUUCUCAUUUUUAUCUGCAAUCCAGUACACUUAUGCCAAAAUAUGUACCUAUGAUCAUGCUUCAGCCAUCAUCCCACACAAACCAAGCUAUAUUCACACAAUGAGAGAUCUAUUGAAGUUAUAUUUACAGUAAAGAGGGGAUUCAUUCUUGGUGAUCCAAGUAGAGUAACUUGAAUUUUGCUACACAGAGAAUAUUGUGCCUUUGGAAAAAAAUAAAAAUAAAAAUAGACUAUGGUU